Molecule: messenger RNA, 177 nt
Organism: Cetraspora pellucida
Lineage: Eukaryota; Fungi; Glomeromycota; Glomeromycetes; Diversisporales; Gigasporaceae
Source: the annotation of a GenBank genome assembly
AUGUCUUCACGAAAUAGAAAUAUUAAAAAAAAAGCUCGUACUAUUAGUAAGAAGGUUCGGCAUAACUGGAGUGUUUGCGAAAAACUUAUAGUGGUUUAUUAUUUUGAAUGUAUUAAAAAUGUAAGAGCAACUGCAAGGCGAUUUGAUAUUAACCUAAACAAGUUCGUGACUGGCGAA